Messenger RNA from Manihot esculenta (cassava), 491 nucleotides. RefSeq names its product zinc finger protein 11. The transcript has a single exon. Bases 3 to 491 code for a protein of 162 amino acids. The record is from RefSeq and is a predicted model, not a curated record. NCBI's taxonomy places the organism in Eukaryota, Viridiplantae, Streptophyta, Magnoliopsida, Malpighiales, Euphorbiaceae.
UCAUGGAAAUGGAGGCAGCAAAAUAUUGGGAAGAAGAAGCGUCUGUAUGGCCUCCAAGGUUUUAUUUCUGCAAUUUCUGUGGAAGAGAAUUCAGGUCAGCUCAAGCUUUGGGUGGUCAUAUGAAUGUCCAUAGGAGGGAUAGAGCAAGCCUAAAGCAGUCUCCUUCAGGUUUCCAAAACCACUUUCUUCUUCAUCAUAUUCAAUAUCCUCGUAAAAUUGCAUUAGUUUACAGUCCUAAUUCUAGGGUUUUCAUGUCGCCAGCAGGAGUUUCAACUCCAAUGACGAUGGCCAUUGGAGAUACUUCAGUGAUUCCAGGUGGGAAGAAGAAGGAGAAUGUUAGUCGUAAGAGACAGAGAAGUGAUGAAGCAUUCAUUAAUGAAUCAAGUUCCAUGAAGAAAGACAAUCUUCAAGCUGACGUCAAUAAGAGAGUGUGUCAAGAUGCAACCCAAGACUUAGAUCUUGAGCUUAGACUUGGUUUCUCCCAUGUUUAG